Rhinichthys klamathensis goyatoka is the source of this 4556-nucleotide messenger RNA. RefSeq names its product STE20-like kinase a (gene slka). Gene Ontology annotation, molecular function: protein serine/threonine kinase activity; ATP binding. The coding region runs from base 763 to 4317 and encodes 1184 amino acids. The record is from RefSeq and is a predicted model, not a curated record. Gene Ontology annotation, biological process: protein phosphorylation. The transcript has 19 exons. NCBI's taxonomy places the organism in Eukaryota, Metazoa, Chordata, Actinopteri, Cypriniformes, Leuciscidae.
ACGCACGCGCUUCGCCUUCGAGUCCUCCCGCAACAUCCUCGAGAAGUUAGUCACGAGAGACCCGACCGACCGUUGAGCAAGGCACGAGAAACAUCCAUUUCAACACCGCGAGCAGUGUCGACUGGCCUGCUGGUGUCCUGUAGUUUGUUCAAUCGGUUUUAUCGAAACGGUUGUGUUUGGCUAAGCUGUACACACACCCCUCCCCGUGAGCAGUAGACUGAGCUCAGACAGGAGUUUGGUCAUCAGCAUCCGCUCCGCAUUUUUACGGUGUGCUAACUACUUAAUCGCCUCCACCUUUAUGGAUUUUACUGCACCGUAUUUUUUUUUAAAACGACAUAUUUGAAUACGCGAGACUUGUUUGACUGCGAGGCUUAUUUUUUACCAGACGGGUGAGGUAUAUACAGAGAAUCACACAUGUAGCCGUUGUGAAGCUAGCUGAGGAAGUGGACUGUUACUUUUCCAUCCCUGUGUGGAAGGAGUCGCUCGUCUAGAUGAUUCAAUGUUAUGGAGACGCGAAAUGCCACAUAAAGACUGACCUCGGUCACUUUCAGAGAGACUAAUACCGUCGCCGCCAUUCACUGGAUUACUUGGUGCUGUCUGCAACUGUACAGUUAAAUGAGUUAGCUAGGAAUCGAUCAUCCGCAGCUAGCCCAUUAGCCAACUCCCCAAGUGAUUCGUUUAAUACAGUGUUAACAACAGUUUAUGUCGUGUCGUGUCAUUUCUUUUUUUAAAACCGACAGACAUAUAGAUUGCGUUUAGAAGAUGUCCUUUUUCAAUUUUCGGAAGAUAUUUAAGCUGGGCACGGAGAAGAAGAAGAAACAGUAUGAGCACGUUCACAGAGACAUCAACCCCGAGGAGGAGUGGGAGAUCGUGGGAGAACUUGGGGAUGGAGCCUUUGGGAAAGUCUACAAGGCUCAGAACAAAGAGACUGGGAUCCUGGCUGCAGCGAAAGUGAUCGAUACCAAAACAGAAGAGGAGCUAGAGGACUACAUGGUAGAGAUUGAGAUCCUUGCCUCCUGUGACCAUCACUACAUAGUCAAACUGCUGGAUGCUUUCUAUUAUGAGAGCAAACUAUGGAUUUUCAUUGAGUUUUGUGCCGGAGGAGCGGUAGACGCUGUGAUGUUGGAGCUGGAGCGGCCACUGACAGAGCCUCAGAUCCGGGUUGUGUGUAAACAGACACUGGAGGCGCUGGUUUACCUCCAUGAAAAUAAGAUUAUACACCGGGACCUGAAGGCUGGAAAUAUUCUCUUUACCUCGGAUGGAGACGUCAAAUUGGCUGACUUUGGAGUGUCUGCAAAGAAUACAAAGACCCUACAGAGAAGAGACUCAUUUAUUGGAACGCCUUACUGGAUGGCACCCGAGGUGGUGAUGUGUGAGACGUCAAAGGACAGACCGUACGACUACAAAGCAGACAUCUGGUCCCUGGGGGUGACUCUGAUCGAGCUGGCACAGAUCGAGCCACCCAACCACGAGAUGAACCCAAUGAGAGUCCUGCUAAAAAUAGCAAAGUCUGAGCCCCCCACACUCGCAGCUCCAUCACGAUGGUCUCCAGAGUUCAGUGAUUUCCUGCGGAAAGCACUGGAUAAGAAUGUAGACAAUAGGUUGAGUGCAUUGCAGCUCUUACAGCAUCCAUUUGUUUCAAAUGUGGAGGAUAACAAACCACUGCGAGAGCUAAUUGCUGAGGCUAAAGCCGAUGUGGUUGAGGAGAUUGAAGAGGGAAAAGAGGAAGAGGGAAAAGAGGAAGAGGAGGAAGAAGAGCCCGAGCCCCAGCAGGCAGUGCCUGGACACAAACGUGCAUUAUCGGACACCAGCGUUGGCAGCUCAGAGGAUGAGAGGCAGUAUCAGAACACGCCAACUCUUGAGUCAGUCACAGAGAGGGCUGAACCUGAAAAAAAACCCAGUUCAGAGGAUCAGGCUAGUGACAAGACCUCCGACAUGCUGGUGGACACCAGCAAACCCAACCAUGCUGAGGAUGAGAAGAUGAAUGAGUUUAGUGUGUCAGACACCAGCAAUGAGGAAUCACGUUCUGGUGAGGAGGCUGUACCAAAACAAGAGGAAUCUCCUACACCAGUGACCACAGAAGUGGAUAUUUCUGAUCAGCCAAACCCACCAGCAUCAAAUGACACCGUCCUCCAAGAGAUUGUGACCGUCAGUGAAGAAACUGGAGAGGAAGAAAAGAAAGAAGUGAAGGUGGAAGAGACAACAGAGAAGAAAGAAGAGUAUGAAGAAAUGCAGCAGCAAGCCAAAGCACCAACCACCACAGAUGAAGAAGAGGAACGUAUCCUGCCUUCAGAUGAAGCUGAAGUAGUGAACAAAUCUGGUGGUGUUAUUGAAGAAGGCACUGAACCAGUUGUUACAGGAAAAACAGAAGACAAAAUUGAGACUGAGGAAGAAAUUACUAAAAAGGAGCUAGUGGAGGAUGAGAGAACAGUAACCUCACCAGAUGUCUCUACAGAAGAGGUAAAGAAGAACCAAUUGGAAAUUUCACCAGAUGCUUCUUCAGAAGUAAAGGAGGAGCAAACGGGAACUUCACCAGAUGUUUCUACAGAAGAGGUAAAGAAGGAUCUUCCUCAAGUGGCAACAGAGGAACAAGAUAAAGGUGGAGAUGAGGCUGAGAGUUCAGAACCCAAAGAGGAUCCUGCAACCAAGGGAGUAGAUGUAGUAGAGGACACCUCUGUGAAUGAAUUGCCUGUUUUUGUCAUCAAUGGUGUAAAAGAACAGGAGGUCAGUGCAACAGAAAAACCUCAAGAAGGCAAUGAAGACAGACCAGAGAGCCAGGAAGCACCUACCAUGCUUGAGAAUGACCAGAAUGCAGCAGAGGUGGUGAAACCUGAUGUUGAAAAAGAGAAAGACUCUGACUCAGGCAGCAGUUCUGCUGCAGAUACUAACAGCAUUGACAUUAACCUGUCAAUCUCCAGCUUCCUCUCCAAAAGCAAAGAAGGAUCUGUUUCAAUACAGGACAGCAAGCGCCAAAAGAAAACCCUGAAAAAGACCCGCAAGUUUAUGGUCGAUGGGGUGGAAGUCAGUGUCACCACAUCCAAGAUUGUCACCGACAAUGACACCAAGAGUGAGGAACUGAGAUUUUUGAGGCGUCAGGAGCUACGAGAACUGAGGCUGCUGCAAAAAGAGGAGCAAAGAGCUCAGCAGCAGCUCAGCAACAAACUGCAGCAGCAGAAAGAGCAGCUCUUCAGGCGCUUCGAGCAGGAAAUGACGGGAAAGAAACGUCAGUAUGACCAAGAGGUGGAGAACCUUGAGAAACAGCAAAAACAGACCAUAGAGCGUCUGGAGCAGGACCACACCAACCGGCUGAGAGAUGAGGCCAAGAGGAUCAAAGCAGAGCAGGACAAGGAGCUCUCCAAGUUCCAGAACAUGCUGAAGAACCGCAAAAAGGAGGUCAAACAAGAGGUCGAACAGUCCCCCAAACGCAUGAGAAAAGAGCUCAUGAAACGCUUAAAGGAAGACCUAGCAGUCAUUCAACAUGAAGAGGAGCAAGAGUUUCUCCAGAGGCAGCAGCAGGAGCUGGAUGGAGCUCUGAAGAAGAUCAUCCAGCAGCACAAACUAGAGAUUGCCACUAUAGAGAGAGACUGUCUCAACCACAAGCAGCAGCUCAUGAGAGCUCGGGAGGCAGCCAUGUGGGAGCUGGAGGAGCGCCACCUGCAGGAGAAACACCAGUUGCUGAAGCAGCAGCUGAAGGAUCAAUACUUCAUGCAGAGACAUCAGCUCCUCAAGAGGCAUGACAAGGAGAUGGAGCAGAUGCAGGGUUAUAACCAGCGGCUGAUUGAGGAGAUGAAGAACAGGCAGACACAGGAAAGAGCUCGGCUGCCAAAGAUCCAGCGCAGUGAAGCGAAGACGCGCAUGGCAAUGUUUAAAAAGAGCCUGCGGAUCACUGGCACAGGAACACCAGAGCAGGACAGAGAGAAGAUCAAACAGUUUGCUGCUCAAGAGGACAAGAGACAGAAGAAUGAGAGACUUCAUCAGCAUCAGAAACAUGAGAACCAGAUGAGAGACUUGCAGCUGCAGUGUGACUCCAACAUCAGAGAACUUCAACAGAUGCAGAAUGAGAAAUGCCACCUCCUGAUUGAGCAUGAGACUCAGAAGCUGAAGGAGCUGGAUGAGGAGCACAGUCAGGAGCUGAAAGACUGGAGGGAGAAGCUUCGUCCCAGGAAGAAGGCUCUGGAGGAAGAGUUCACACGUAAACUGCAAGAACAGGAAGUCUUCUUUAAAAUGAGUGGAGAGUCUGAAUGCCUCAAUCCCACCACCCAGAGCAGAGUCUCUAAAUUCUACCCUAUUCCCAGUGUCCACUCCUCCGGCUCUUAACCUUCACAACUGAGCUUUAUUUAAAGCGAGGAAGUGCUGUUCUAGUCAAGAGUCCAUUGACCUUUCAAAGGUAUGAGAUCAGAAUAGAUGCAUGGGUUUGAAAUUAAAUUUCUGAGAGUAAGAAAGCUAACAAUAAUGAAGGACAAACCUUAUGCAUUACCUUGACAUGCUUUUUUCCACAUUGAAUCCAAUGGAUUAACAUUUUAGUUUUCUGUGUGUUGUCUUCUGGUCAUGUUAAU